AUGACGAUUCAAAUAUCCGACCCACCAUCAUCAGCACCACCACCAUUACUACUAUCUCUUCAACAAAUCACCAUCCCAACAAAACAACACCACCACCAUCAACCCAUUGUUCUUGAUGAUCACAAAAGUAGAACCAACUUAUCCCACAUAGUGUUUGGCAUAGGAGCCACAUCAAAUUUCUGGAACCAUAGGAAACAGUACAUUAAACUAUGGUGGAGGCCUAAUGUGACUAGGGGUAAUGUGUGGCUUGACCAAAAGGUUCAAAUUGAACAUGGUGAAGAAUCAUUGCUUCCAACAUUGAGGGUUUCUAGUGACACUUCCAAGUUCAAAUACAACCACCCCAAUGGACACAGGUCAGGGAUUCGUUUAUCACGGAUAGUAUCUGAGACAGUGAGGCUAAAGAUGAAGAAUGUGAGGUGGUUUGUGAUGGGGGAUGAUGACACAGUGUUUGUGACAGAGAAUUUGGUUAAGGUGCUACAAAAAUAUGAUCAUAAUGAAUUCUAUUACAUAGGGUCAAGUUCAGAGAGUCACAUGCAGAACAUUUAUUUCUCAUAUAACAUGGCAUUUGGAGGAGGUGGGUUUGCAAUUAGUUACUCUUUGGCACUGGCAUUGGAGAAGAUUCAAGAUAGGUGCAUUCAGAGGUACCCUUCAUUGUUUGGUUCAGAUGAUAGGAUUCAAGCUUGUAUGGCUGAGCUUGGUGUUCCACUUACUAAGGAGAAUGGAUUUCAUCAGUUCGAUUUAAAAGGAAAUCUAUUUGGGCUCCUAGCAGCCCAUCCAGUUACACCACUAAUAUCUCUUCAUCACCUGGACCUAGUGGAGCCCAUAUUCCCAAACAUGACAAGAGUCCAGGCCCUGCAGAGGCUCAAGGGCCCAAUGAAACUUGACCCUUAUGGCCUUAUGCAACAAUCCAUUUGCUACGACAAAACCCGGGUUUGGACCAUAUCCGUGUCUUGGGGGUAUGCGGUUCAAAUAUUCCGGGGCAUCUUCUUGCCCCGGGAUGUAGAGUUGCCGGCGACAACCUUCUCAAAUUGGAAUCGCAAAUCCGAUCACAAUGCAUUUUCAUUCAGCACGCGUCCUUCUAAUCGUAAUGUUUGCCAGAAGCCUUUUGUUUUUUACUUUUCUAAUGUCACCUAUGAUGGCUUCGCUGAUGAAACGAUAAGCGACUAUGUUCGAGUCGAUCCGAACCCGGAUUGUAGGUGGAAAAUUCCGGGUCCUACCCAGGUCAGAAAAAUAGAAGUCCACAAGAAACCUGACCCGCAUAUGUGGGAGAAGGCUCCAAGAAGAAACUGUUGCAGGGUUCGACCAAGAAAGGAGGAAGGAACUCUUGUAAUUGAUGUAAAGGAAUGUAGAGAAGAUGAAGUUCUUGAAUUGUAG
Molecule: messenger RNA, 1374 nt
Organism: Arachis stenosperma
Lineage: Eukaryota; Viridiplantae; Streptophyta; Magnoliopsida; Fabales; Fabaceae
Exons: 4
Coding region: 1-1374 (457 amino acids)
Molecular function (GO): acetylglucosaminyltransferase activity
Source: RefSeq, a predicted model, not a curated record